UAGACAAGUAGAACCUAUUGCUAAAAUAGCAAACGGGUUACGAGAUGUACCUUGUAUGAAUAACUAGGAUAAAUUUAUAUUUCAGCAUAUUCUUAGUUUCGUAUCUGAAAAGAAUAUGGCUGUGUGUCAGCGUGUAUGAAUUUAAUAAAUAUAAGUUUUAAUUAAAGUCUCUCGAAAUGACUGCUGAACAUGCUAUAGAAGCUGAAAAUAUAGCUUCCCAGAAAGAGAACGCUACAAAAGAUGAAAGCAAACAGUUUGGAGAAGAGUCGUCUUUGGACAAAGUGGCUUUGAAUAAUAAGAUUGUUACAAUGCGACAGACAACUAAGAAAUCUAAAUCACACGUAUUGGCCAAAUUGAUUCGACAGUUGAAACAGUUAAAAAAUAAAACCAAUGAAAAGGCAGAAAUCGCGGAGAAAAACAAAAAGAACUCUGAAACAUUAGUAAAAGAAAUAGCUGCCUUGAAGAAAUUAAAACCUGAUACCAUUUCUAGGUUUGUGCUGGGUAACACAUUGACAUUUGUUCAGCUUAGUUCAAAGGGAUUUCAGACUAUUGAGAGCCGAACAUUGGCACGCUUUGCAAAUGAAUCCCAGCUUCAGAAGUCUGUAGCCGAAUUCCGGGAAAACCAUCCAGAUUGGAAGUCUUUAGCUGCUUUCCUUCAGACACAAAGUACUGGUCGUCAGAUUAAGAAGACCAAAAACACUAAAAGUAAAGCAGAAAAGAAAGUAAAUAUCCAGGCAAAGAAAGCUUUGGUGUCUAACUUCCUUGAUGAAAAAGUUAAUGAAAUAGCAAGUGAUGGUGAUGGGGAGGAGGGAGAAGAGGAAGAGGAGGUCGCCUCAGGGGGUAAGAGUUUGAUGCAAGAAUGCAACGAGGAUUCUUCAAAGCAGCCCAAAGAAAACAUACCAUCUGAAUCUAACGUGAAAGAGACCAAAAAAAUUAAAGAAGCGGGUGGGAAAUCGAAAGACAAACAGGUGACAGGUGUUAAAUUGAAAUGCAAAGAGGAAAAUGAAUUAAAAUCUAAAGAUGCACAGGUGACAAGUGUAAAACCAAAGCAAAAAGAGAAACCGGAUGUAAAAUCAAAAAACAAACAAUGUAAAGAAAGCACAAAUAAUGGAAAUGUAAAAGAUGCUGCGACAAACAAAAGCAAAAAACAAAUGGUUGUAAAAAGAAUUAAUCUGGAUGAUUUUGGAAAUGAUGAUAUUUUUGUCAGCAAUGAUUUGUUGGGGACAAAUUCUUCAGAUAGCAAUCAAACGUCAGAACGUGAUCUUUUUGCCACAGCAUCACAUGCAUCUAAUUUCUCUGAAGACUCUUCGAGAAAUUUCCAAGAUGAAGACAAUGACACUCCAGUAUUCGCUAACCAUUCUAUGUUUAUGUCUCUCUCUGACCCAAUAGAUUCAACAACAGAAGGAACACGAUUCGGUGGCAGAGGUGGCAGGCGUGGUUAUGGCUCAUCGUUUGGUCGAUCAAGUUAUUCUGAGUAUGGAAAAAGAGGAGGAGGUGGGCGAGGAACAUCGACGUACAGAGACCAAGACAAUACAGGGUACAGAGGGAGAGGCGCUGGAUAUAACCGAGGCCAAGGGAGAGACGGUAGACCUAAUCAAGAAGGAUUUGACCAAGGAAGAAGGGGUCGAGGAGGAAGAGGAGGAGACUCAGGAUAUGGACGGGGCCGAGGAGGAAGGGGAGGAGACUCAGGAUAUGGAAGGGGUCGAGGGGGAAGAGAAGACUCAGGAAAUAGACAAUUUGGAAGAAAUGAUACUUUUACCAACAAAAGAGAUUUUCAUGAAAGAAAUUCAUUUCAGAAAGGAAACUCCAACACAAAAGACAACAAAGGUGUUUCCAGUAAAACGUUACACCCUUCCUGGGAAGCCAGUCGGAAAAGAAAACUAGAAAUAUCCGGUGUAAAUGCAUUUCAAGGUAAAAAAAUAACAUUUAGCGAUGAUUAAAAAUAUUUUUUCUACAUA
Molecule: messenger RNA, 1958 nt
Organism: Octopus sinensis (East Asian common octopus)
Lineage: Eukaryota; Metazoa; Mollusca; Cephalopoda; Octopoda; Octopodidae
Product: serum response factor-binding protein 1
Exons: 7
Coding region: 177-1940 (587 amino acids)
Biological process (GO): maturation of SSU-rRNA
Cellular component (GO): nucleus; 90S preribosome
Source: RefSeq, a predicted model, not a curated record